AUGGACGCGUUCUCGAGGAGUCGGUACUGGACCCGGGGCUGGACGUUGCAGGAGCUGAUUGCGCCGCCGGAGGUGGAGUUUUUCGAUCGCCGGUGGAAGUUUGUCAAUUCGAGGACGUCUGCUGCGGCUCAUGUUGCGCGCAUUACCGGGAUUGAUGCCAGCCUGUUGGCGUCCCCGGGUCGAGGCGAUCUUGCGCAGGCGCUCGCGAGCUACAGUGUAGCGGAACGUUUGUCAUGGGCCGCCGGCCGAGUGACGACCCGUGUGGAAGACAGUGCUUACUCCCUGUUCGGUCUGUUCGGUGUCAACAUGCCACUGCUCUACGGGGAGGGCAGCGCGGCAUUCGAACGUCUCCAACAGGAGAUCCUGCGAGCUACGGCUGAUCUGUCCAUACUCGCUUGGUCGAGCGACCCUGAGCAUGGCUUGACGCCCCUGGCGAGGUCGGCGAGGAACUUCAGCAAUAGCCGGGUCGUUGUCAGAGCAGAUGCCCUCCCCUUCGCAGCUGGGUCUGAGGACAGCGAUACUGCAAUGUCAACUGGAGGCUUGCGAUGUCGUUAUCAAUCCGACAUAACAGCAAUCCUCGCCCUCAAGCUAACCGCAUCAUCCCCCUCAACCCAAAUCGACCUCCAGGCGCUCAUGAAACAAGACCGCAUCGAAUGCAGCGUAGGCUGGUCCAGCGAGCCCGGCCAACAACGCCUCGUCCCAGUAGACGUCCUCGACGCCGCCGACACCUCCCACAUCAAAACCCUCUUCAUCAGACGGAACCGUGUAGAAAGCACCGAUCACCCCUCCGCCUUCCUCUCACGCCCCCGAGGAUGGACCACACUCUGGCUGCGCAUCGACAAGUCCCUCUCAACCCACGACUGGGAAGUCCUGAACAUGUAUCCGCGCGCCUUCUGGAACCGCGCGAACUACACCUUCGACCUCGCCCGAGCCCGCGAGGAGCGCAUGCGCAGCGACGAAACCGCCGCCGCAGGCGAUCCCCUCUCGACGUUCGGUCUCCCCAUCUCCGCCGCCAUAGCCAUAAGCAAUAAGCACCGCGACCGAGUCGCUGUCUUUUUCACCCAACACAGCCCCUCGCUCGACGACGGUAUCGAGUUCGAAGUCGGGCCCUAUGAGAACGAAGAAUCAUUCCUCGGCCAUGACUUUGGUCGGACAAAAACAACGGAAUCGAGACAAAAGCUUUCCUUGAGCACAAUCGACAUCACCAGCAGCAACCUGCCCGCGACGCUUUCUUUCGACCUUCGCGCCGUGCAAAUCUCGGGGCUUAAUGUUGCGGUUUUGGCGGUGUCGAUUGCGCCGCCGCCUUCUUCUUCUGCUCAGGACAAGAAGACCCAUCACGGUUUGCAUGGCAUGAGUCGUGUUCGUGGGCCACUGCAUUUGCUCAAGAAGCAUCGCGAGGAGUUGUCGUCCUCGAGUAUUUGA
Molecule: messenger RNA, 1422 nt
Organism: Zasmidium cellare ATCC 36951
Lineage: Eukaryota; Fungi; Ascomycota; Dothideomycetes; Mycosphaerellales; Mycosphaerellaceae
Exons: 2
Coding region: 1-1422 (473 amino acids)
Source: RefSeq, a predicted model, not a curated record